Phycomyces blakesleeanus NRRL 1555(-) is the source of this 2086-nucleotide messenger RNA. RefSeq lists its product as hypothetical. NCBI's taxonomy places the organism in Eukaryota, Fungi, Mucoromycota, Mucoromycetes, Mucorales, Phycomycetaceae. Gene Ontology annotation, cellular component: membrane; endomembrane system. The coding region runs from base 114 to 1991 and encodes 625 amino acids. The record is from RefSeq and is a predicted model, not a curated record. The transcript is spliced from 10 exons.
ACUCUGGUUCUUCCUCUGUCAAGAAGGGCACAGUCCAGGCCAAUGUACCGCCUCCAGGAAAUGCCAACCCUGAGCAGAGCUUUUUUGACAAACACAAAGGAACCAUUAUACAGAUGGUUGUCAUGUGGGUCUUGAUGCAAGUCUUCUUUGGUAACCGUAAUUCAUCCACUCCUGAGCCUGCUGUUCCUUCUACUGCCCAAAACCCUGAGGCAGCUUACACAACCCCAGCCAACACCGAUUAUUUUCCUAUUUUGCCCCCAGGCGUUUAUCACAACCCAUAUCCGGUUGAUAUUCCCACUAAUACCUUGCCUUCAGCUGUCGUUCCUCUCUGGAAAGAGGGCACCCCUAUGAAACUGUCUGUUUACGUUAAUGAAAGUCCUUAUUUUAUUGAGUACAGUGCGCAACCUGAUUGGGUUUCCAAUGAAAUUCAUUUUGGCGAAGCAUUUGAAGAUAGUGAAUACCACAUGGAUAUUCCAGCUACUCAGUUUCUCCAAAACAACGGAACUCUAUAUGCCCAUGUAUUCCUGGUACGCGAAGGAAGUCCAAUUAACCCUGCGGAUGCCUCAUUUAUCCCUGACUCUGUGGUUUAUGUCAGACAUACUUUGACUAAAUAUUACCCUAAAAAAGCUGUUCUGAAACAGAAGAACCUUUUGCAGAGAACCGAAGAUGAAGAAAAAGAGGAAAAAGAGGAAAAAGAGGAAAAAGAGGAAGUUAAUCAAGAGUCCCAGGAAGGAUCCACUCUUGGUGGUUUUGGAGAUAGCUUUUUGGGCAAUUGGACUCGUCGUGCUCCGCUGGUUGCCUAUUGGCAUGAAAAUGUAACAUUGUCUCUUGUUAAUGAUCCUAAGAGCACCAUCCCCAAGAAUGGAUUACAACCUGCUACCGUUAAAUAUAUUCCUUUUGAUACUGGAUUAACCCGCGAUUCUUCUGGAAAAGUUGGGUUUUAUCGCCCAAUUGUCUUUCCUAACGAUUUCUGGGUGUUACGUCAAAAUGCUUAUCCAAUAAACGAGACAAUCAGUACUCUUCCCUUGAAUAUUCGAUUUGAACCUAUUGCAAUGUGGAAGUUUAAUAUUUAUGCUGUAUUUGACGACUCGAUGAAACAGCAGUCAAAUAACCCCUUGGGUGGCAUGUCUUCUUCUGAAACUGACGAAAUGAAACGUAUGUUCAUGGAGACAAAUCCUGUGUUGUUGGGAACAACCUUGAUCGUCUCUUUGCUCCAUAGUCUGUUUGAAUUCUUGGCUUUCAAAAAUGAUAUUGCUUUCUGGAACAAGAAGAAUAACAGUGCCGGUGUGUCUGUUCGCAGCAUCAUUGUUAACAUAUUCUUCCAAAUUGUCAUCUUUUUGUAUUUGUUGGACAACAACCAGGAAACCUCUUGGAUGGUUUUGAUUGGUCAAGGUGUUGGUCUCUUGAUUGAGGUGUGGAAAGUGUUCAAGGCGCUUAAGUACGAGCUUGUCUGGGUUCCUGGAUCCCUCUUGCCUAGCCUUGGUACUCAAAAUAUCGAGUCUACUGAGACUGAAGAUGACACUGCCAAAUAUGAUGCAAUUGCAUUCAAGUAUUUGAUUUGGCUGUCUUACCCUCUUUUGGGUGGUUAUGCCAUCUACUCUUUGAUGUAUGACGAGCAUAAGAGCUGGUACUCGUUCGUUCUCAAGACAUUGGUCGAGUUUGUCUAUAUGUUUGGCUUCAUUACCAUGGUUCCUCAAUUGUACAUCAAUUACCGCCUCAAGAGUGUAGCACACAUGCCAUGGAGAACAUUGCUGUACAAGUCUUUGAACACAUUCAUUGAUGACUUGUUUGCUUUUGUAAUCAAAAUGCCAACCUUGCAUCGUCUAGCUUGUCUUCGUGAUGAUGUUGUCUUUUUUGUGUACCUUUACCAACGAUAUGCUUACAAGGAAGAUCACACGCGUGCCAACGAGUUUGGACAAGUUGGUACUGAAGUUUCCGCAACUAUUACUGAGGGUGAUAGUAAGGAUGGAGAGACAAAAAAGACAAAGUAAAUCGUGCUAUUUUGUUACCAGUUUUGCUUAGCUCUUUUAGACCAAAUAAUGUUCAUAAAAAUAAAAUAAAAACUAAAGAAUUACAUUAUUUAUUU